GAAACAGAAAUUCGAAGAGCGGGAAAUGUUUGAAAGCCAAAAAACUGCAAAAUAAUUUUGCUUAUGGGAUUGAUUUCAAAAUAUCCCGCUACUCGCUUAAGAUGAGAAAAGCAGCUCUAUCCGCAGCACCCAGGUUGAUUUUGAAUCAGUCAUGGCGAAAACAUCACAGCAGAAAGCAACCGCUUUUAUUGUGGUUUGGCUUGUCUUACAAGUCCAGAAUAUCUUGUGUAGUACCGAUAAGGAAUAUGAAAUUCCAAGCAUCAAAGCAAACUGGUUUAAGGCGAACGAGUUCUGUAGCUCGAUCGGCAAGCAAUUGGUGACGAUCACUAGUCGUGAUGAGAAUGACGCAGUGGCGCAGUUUGUCCAGAGUACGGACAAGUUCAGUGAUGUGUCAUCAAUCUUCUGGCUCGGUGGAAGUGAUCUGGCGGAAGAAGGUACCUUUAGCUGGAUGCCGAACGGACGAUUGGUGAGGUACGCCAACUGGUCUCCGGGAGAACCGAACAACUACGAUGACACGGAACACUGCAUGCAGUUGGUUUACAUACCCCGAUUGGAGCAGAGAUGGACCUGGAAUGAUAACGAUUGCAGGGCCAAACACAUGUAUUUCAUCUGUGAGAGUAAGCUGGGCGGUUGUAUAGAACAGCUCAAGAGAUAGUAAACAGAAAUUCCAAUGGGAGGUUAAAUUUGUAAACGAAAGUAUGAUCUACGCGUAGACUAGAAAAAUAAAUUUGUUCACAAGUUUCGUCGCCUUUAUUGGAUUAAUGAAAUCUAUUUUGAUUGGAACCGCACAUUUGAAGAUAGUAACUUAAAGAGCGCACAUACUUUUCAAGUAUGAACUUCACUAAGUU
Messenger RNA from Armigeres subalbatus, 848 nucleotides. Its product is annotated as C-type lectin 37Da-like. Bases 152 to 655 code for a protein of 167 amino acids. Gene Ontology annotation, molecular function: signaling receptor activity. The record is from RefSeq and is a predicted model, not a curated record. The transcript is spliced from 2 exons. Lineage: Eukaryota; Metazoa; Arthropoda; Insecta; Diptera; Culicidae.